AUGAUGAAGAAGAAGAAUGUAAAACAGCUGAAUUUGAAAAUGAAUAGCAUUAUGAAAAAGGGUUUGGAGCUUUCAACCCUAUGCGGGGUUGACGUUUGCAUAGUCUCUUUUGGGGAAGAUGGAAAAGUGGAGACAUGGCCAGAGAAUUCCAAUCAAUUGAAGCUAAUCCUCAAUCGCUACAAAGAAGAAAAAUCAAGAAUCCCGAUCAAGAACAACAACAACAUGGCUAUGGCUGCCGUUCAUGAUCAUGGAGAAUCAUCUAAAGCAGCAGCAGCACAUGUACAACCUUCUCCAACUAGAAUAAGAGGUUUGCUCGAUGGAUUGUCUACAAAAUCGUUACAAACAUUCUCCAACCAAAUUGAAGCCAGAUUGAAACUGAUUACCGAUAGAAUCAACAUCUUAUCAAAGACUAAUAAUGAUCCAUCUCAUUCUCAAUCUAUCAAACAUUCGGAACACUACUCUGCAAUCAAUUAUGGUGGUGAGGAUUGUUUUUCAAUACAACAAGAAUCUCCCAAUUUUGAAGACUUCUCUACGAUCAAAUCUGGUGAUGAUUUCUUCCGAGAUCUCUUAUCAAAUGAACAAUCUAUUCUCCCGUCAAAUCAAAUGCUAGAUUUCGAAAAUGAUUUUAAUUCUGGGUUCAUCACAAAACAAGGAUUUGUUACUGAUUGCGAGCUUCCGGCAUUGUGGGAUCACAAUGAAGUACUAGAAUAUGAUCCACUCCAAAAAAACUGGGACCCAUCUACUUCAAUGGAAAAUGAGGGAGUUCUGAAAAGCAAAACAACGUCAACGUCAACGAUGCACUCUACGGCAACGAACCGGUCCGGAGAAAUGUUUUCGGAUUUCGGAGCAACCGACUUUACUGCACCAGAUGUAUAUCCUCCCCUCGCCGAGUUCCAACAAGAGGUCCCGUUUAAUUCCAUGAUAGAUUUAUUGGAUUCGCAAUCUUGGUAUGAUAUCAUGUCUGCAACGCCGCUGCCGUCUCAAUUUUUACCGUCUAGAUAUGAUCAUGCUCAGUAA
This is a messenger RNA of Impatiens glandulifera, 1017 nucleotides long. RefSeq names its product agamous-like MADS-box protein AGL93. The transcript has a single exon. The coding region runs from base 1 to 1017 and encodes 338 amino acids. Gene Ontology annotation, molecular function: DNA binding; protein dimerization activity. NCBI's taxonomy places the organism in Eukaryota, Viridiplantae, Streptophyta, Magnoliopsida, Ericales, Balsaminaceae. The record is from RefSeq and is a predicted model, not a curated record.